UCUCGGUGUUAGAUUCCGAACGGAAGGCUCGGAAUAACUGGAUUAUUAUCAAGAUUCGUUUAUGAAGCGGACUCCUGCUAGGAAACGCGCGGGAGUCCACGUGACGAACGGCGCGAUUUCUGUGAUUUAAAUUUUAACGGAUUUUGCUCUGAUUCUAAUUCGUCAUGAGCGCUUCUGAAGACCUCGAGGCGGUGAUUCAGAGGCUGGAGGAGAGCGUUCUGUCCGAGGAGAAGCGGCUGACGGUUCGAGGAUCUUCUCCAGAUGAACCUGCAGCUAGUUUACCGGCCCGUGUGCGAGAGAUCGUCUCCAGGAACCUGAGCGACAGCGCUGGAGGCAUGUCGUCGGGUCUGUCGCUUCAGGAGGAGAACCGGGUUCUGCAGACGGAACUGAGUCGUGUGGAGGAUCUUCUGGCUCACAGCCGAGCAGAACGAGAUGAGCUGGCCAUCAAAUACAGCGCCAUCAGCGAGAGAUUGGAGCAGGCGCUGCGUUUGGAGACGGGCGAGGAGGGACGGGACUCUCCAGAGUCUCGCAGUCUAGCGCAGCAGAACGUAGAUCUGCGCAGACGUCUGGACGAGGAGCAGGCGGCGUAUAAACGCAAACUGACGGCAUAUCAGGAGGGGCAGCAGAGACAAGCGCAGCUCGUGCAGAAACUACAGGCCAAGGUUCUCCAGUACAAGAAGAAGUGUGCAGAUCUCGAACAGACGCUGCUGGAGAAAUCGACUGGUCAGUGUGACGGCAGCAGUAACGGUCACCGGCGGGACGAGGAUGAGCCGAGCAGUGAGCUGGAGAGCGCCCUCAUCCGGCUGGAGGAGGAACAGCAGAGGAGCAGCGGCCUGUCCGCCGUGAACGCCAUGCUGCGGGAGCAGCUGGAACAGGCCGGACUGGCCAAUGAGGCGCUCAGCCAGGACAUCCGCAGACUCACUGCUGAUUGGACCAAAGCCAGGGAGGAGCUGGAGCAGAGGGAGUCUGAUUGGAGGAGAGAGGAGGAGUCUUUCCACAGUUACUUCAGCAGCGAGCACAGCCGUCUGCUCGCGCUCUGGAGGCAGGUGGUGGGCUUCCGCAGACACGUGUGCGAGCUGAAGAGCGCCACCGAGAGGGACCUGUGCGAGGUGCGUAACGAGCUGGCGAGCGCGGCGCAGAGCGUGCAGCUGCAGUGCGUGCGCGUCUGCGCAGAUCUGCGCAGCCGUGAGGACGGUUCAUCGCUGCUGCUGGAGAGAGAGACGGCCCAGCGGCUGCAGCUGGAGCAGCAGCUCAGAGAGACGGUGACAGAAAUGAUGACGCUGCAGGCCAAGAGCGACUCGGAGAGAGCCGAGCUCAACAAACGGCUUACAGAUGCCGUGAGAGAGCUGGAGCGUCUCAAAGCUCGUGUGGAGGACAGAGAACAGGAAGUCACAACACUCAACAGGAAACUACAGGAUCAGAGGAGUCUUGAGGAGACUGAAGUUCAUUCACUGAAGAAACACACUGCAGCACUGCAGAACACACUCCGAGACAUCACACAGCUGGUGUUCUCGGACAGUGGCGGUGUGGACGGAAACACUGAAGAGUCUCUGCUGCCGCUGCUGCGCUCUUCAUCAUCAUCAGCCAUCAUCCCUGACAGCUGUCUGUCUGCACUGCGCUCCGCUCUGACCAGCAGACAGAUCCAGCUACAGGAGCUGCGAGAGCGUCUGCAGUCUGCGCAGUCUUCAGUGCAGCAGCUGCGCAGGCAGCAGGGGGAGGCGGAGUCAGGCCGACGGGAGGCGGAGCUCCGUGCCCAGACGCUGCAGGGCGAGAGAGACGAGGCUCAGAGAGAGAGAGAGACCGCUGUGAGAGAGAGAGACCGACUGAGACAGGAGAGAGACACGCUGAGCAGUGAGAAGGACGCGGCGGAUAAGGCUGCGCAGGCGGCGCAGACGCAGAUGCAGGUGCUGCAGCUGGAGUGUGACAGGCUGCAGCUGGCCAUCACGUCUGCGCAGAGAGAGCGCGAACACGAGCGAGAAGAGAGAGACACCGCCGCGCUGGAGAGAGACCGAGCCCAAUCAGAGACGGACAGACUUCAGCAGCUGUGGGAGGAGUCCGAGCGUCGCGCGUCUUCACUGCGCGCUGAACUGGCGGUGCUGAGGGAAUCUAUCCAGCAGUGGGCGACAGACAGGCAGCUGAUGCAGGCUGAGAACAGACAGCUGAGCGACGCGCUCAACAGGAGCGGGAGCAGUCAUGCUGAACUCUCUCUAGUGCUUACCAAGCUUCACUCGGAGGAGUCGUCACUCAGAGAUUCUCUCGCUAAGAUGAGCGGCAUUAACGAGAGUCUCGCGCAGGACAAAUCUGACCUCAACAGCCUCAUCAUACAGCUGGAGGAGGAAAAGAAUGCAUUGCUGUCUCAGCGAAGAGAAGCAGAACAAGAGAAACUGACCAUCAGAGAUGAGCUGGUCCGCUCCGAGCAGGACCGACUGGAGCUGGACUCUCUCCGUCUCGCUCUCCACCAAUCACUGCAGGAGUCUGAGCUGGCCAGGGCGGGGUUGGAGGCGGAGCUACAGUCGCUGCAGGCAGACAGAGCCAAACUCCAGGACAGAAUCACACAGCUGAUUGGUGAGGUGGGUGGUUUGGAGGCGGAGCUCGGUUCUGUCCGCGGUGAAGGAGACAGGCAGAGCACCGCUCUCGAGGAGGCAGUGUGUGGGCAGGCGGAGCUAGUGCGAGAGAGGGCGGGGCUUCUGGUUCAGCUGACGGCGUCAGAGAGAGAGAACGCCGCCCUGACGGAGGAGCUCGCCGCCUUCAGGACGGAGCGGGAGAGUCUGGAGACGAGUCUGUUCGAGCUGCAGCAGCAGAUAAAUCAGAUCGAGUGUCGAUGCGAACAGCUGGAGUCAGAGAACCAGAACCUGAGACUUCGCACUGACAGCAUGAUGGCGGAGCUGAAGCGUUUGCGCACUGAAAGAGAGACGGUUCUGUCUCGGGGCGAGAAAGAGAAAGACGUGCUGAGAGACACACUCACGGCCGCUCAACAGGAGGCGCAGCGAGCUCUGCAUACAGCCCUGUCCGACCACCAGGAGGAGCUGGAGAGACUGACCAAUCAGAAGGAGGCGCUGCGCUGCAGUCUGGAGGCGGAGCAGGAGGUGGCGCUGCGGCGUGUCCGUGAACACCUGGAGGAGCAGAUGAUCCGGCAGGAGAGAGAGCGAGAUGAGCUUCAGGAAGAGCUGCGUUCCCUGCAGCGCGACAGGGACCAGAGUCUGCUACAGGCCGAGACGGACAAACAGCAGGCGCUGUCUGUGAAGGAGGCGGAGAAGACGGUUCUGUGGGAGAAGGUGAGCUCCCUACAGGCGGAGCUGAGCACUGCAGCGCUGGAGCUGGAGAGACUGAGCCGAGAGACGGCGCUCCUCAGAGACCAGGAGCGGAAUGCCGUUGCGGCUCUAAACACAGAACUGCAGGAACUGCGCAGUCAGCUGCAGGACGCAGUCAGUGCACACAGGCGUGAGCUGCGCAGGCUGCAGGAGAACUGCGCCGAGCAGCAGACGCAAGCAGAUACGGCGCUCAGAGAGUUGGAGGAGUGUCGCGCGCUGCUGUCAUCUAGCGAGGAGAGCCGUGACAGUGCCAGACGAGAGCUGCUGGAGAUGGAGAAACGCUUGUGCCAGAUACGGGACGCGGGGGAGGGGCACAGGCGAGAGGGGGCGGAGCUACGGCACUCCCUCAGUGAUGUCACCAAGGAGAGGGACACUCUCAGCCAAUCAAACGUGCAGCUGAGGGAAACGCUGAGAGCAUCAGAGAGCGAGAGAAUCAGCGUGAAGCGCGUGUGUGAGGAGAAGGAGCAGAGAGUGUCUCUGCUGGAGGAGAGUCUGGCGUCUGCGCAGAAGGAGGUGUCUGAUCUGCGCAGCUGUCUGCGCGAGGUGGAGAGGUCCAGACUGGAGGCGCGCAGGGAGCUGCAGGAGCUGCGCAGACAGGUGAAGCUUCUGGACGUGGAGCGCGAGCAGAAGAGCAAGCAGCUGGCCGAGAUGCAGACGCGUCUGUCGCUGGAGGAGCACAAAGACGAGGAGCGAGCCAGAGAACUGAUCUCGCUCAAACAGAGACUCGCCGACACCGAAACUACCAGAAACUCUCUUCAGAAAGAGCUGUCUUCUCUACAGCGGCGUCUGGGCGAGAGCGAGUCGCGUUGGCGCAGUCGUGAGCGAGAGUUGGCGUCUCAGCUGCAGGAGGCUCGCGGCUGUGAGAAGAAGCUUCAGGACGAGGCGCGUAACCUCUCGGUGCGCGCUCAUUCGGCCUGCGAGGUGUCUGCGCAGACGCAGCUGCAGCUGAGUGAGGCGCAGGGCCGUCUGGCUGCGACGGAGGUGGAGCUAUCGCGAGCGGAGGCCGCACGCAGGGAUCUGGAGUUCAGGCUGUGCAGUCUGCAGUCGGCGCUCACGCGCACGCUGGGCAUCGGGGCCAGUGGGCGGAGCAGCAGCAGGGGGCGGAGCCCGGCAGGCUCCUCCCCUUCCUCUCUGACCUCAGGGAUGAUAUCUCGCCAUCGGAGCGUGUCUCCGCUGCACUGCUCGCUAUCGCCACCCAAAGACGUGGCAGGUAACGUGACUCCUGAUAACACCAUGGUGUUGCAGCCGUUGUCUCCCGAGAGGACAGACGCCCCGCUGCCCGUCGCCCUGAAGGAGCUGGACCCGGAAACCCUGCGCAGCGGCCUCCGAGACUUCCUGCAGGAGCUGCGCGAGGCUCAGAGAGAACGAGAUGAGGCGCGGGGUCAGCUGGGGUCACUGCAGAGGGAACUGGAGGAAGUGGCGGGAGAGAGAGACUCCGCCCACCAGCGCCUCGUUCAGCUACACAACACACUACAGGAGUGCCAAGAGGAUAAGCGUGCGGUGGAUGAGAAGCUGUCGGCGACUCAAGCUCUGCUGCAGCAGCAGGAAGAGUCCCUGCGGAGAGCAGACCGAGACCGCCGAGCGCUUAACGAGCGAAUCAAAGAGCUGGAGAGACUUUCGCUGAACACCGAGACCGAGCGCAAGCGUGUGGAGGAGCAGUGCAGUAUGCUGCGUGCCGGCGAGGCGCGUCUGGAGGCGGAGCGUCGGCGGCUGCGUGAGGCUCUGGAGGCGGCUGAGGGGCGGGGCACACGGGUGGAGCUGGGGAGGCGGAGUCUGGAGGGAGAGCUGCAGAGACUGAGACUGAGUCUGACCGAGAGAGAGAUGGAGAUCCAGACGACUCACGACCGGCACGACAGCGCCAGCAAACAGGUGGCAGAGGGCGAAGCUCGCCUCACGUCUCUUCAGCGUGAAGUGGAUCGACUGACGGCGCUGCUGUCUAAAGCGCAGGAUGGAGAGAGCGUUCAGAAAGAGCGAGCGCUUGCUCUCUCCCAGAGCCUGCAGGAAGCCAGCGCCGCCCACAGCGCCACCCAGGGGCGUCUCGCCACACUGCAGAAAACACUGGGACAGACCGAGACCGAGCGCAGACAGCUGCAGGAGCGUGUGGAUGGACUCAGAGCGUCCGUGUCGGACGGGAAGCGUAAUAUCGCAGUGCUCACGGAGCGUGUGCAGACACUGCAGUCAGAGCUGACCCAGAGUCAGCUGCGCAGAUCUGAGCUGGAGACGGAGCUGCACAACACACAGGAGGCUCUGCGACUGAAGUCCGACAGUCUGACCGAAGCCCAGCGCAGUCUACAGUCUGCGCAGACAGACAGAGUGUCUGCAGAGGAGCGUCUGCGCAGCCUACAGAGAGCCGUGGCCUUACUGGAGACCGAGAAGAGAGAUACAGAGAGACAGGCCGUCCGGCUGGAGAAGGACAAGGCCGCGCUGAGAAACACACUGGAUAAGGUGGAGCGUCAGAAGCUGAAGACGGAGGAGAGCAGCAUGCGUCUGUGUGCGGAGAAAGGCCGUCUGGAUCGCUCGUUCAACACCGUCGAACAGGAGCUGCAGGACGCGCAGAGACAGAUCGUGCUGCUGCAGGAAGAGUUGUGCGGUGUCAAACAGAAGAUUGCGUUAUGUCUGGCUCAGCUGGCGGAACUGGAGCAGAGUCCCAGCGCGAGCGAGCAGGCGGCCCAUCGGGAGGCUGAGAGACUGCGCGUCAGUCAGAGAGAGGCGGAGCGAGCGCUGGCAGCCCGAGAGAGAGCGCACCGGCAGCGCGUCAGGGGUCUGGAGGAGCAGGUGUCCACACUGAAGGAGCAGCUCCAGCAGGAGAUCCGCCGCAGGACACCGGCACUGCCGUCUGCAGGCAGCUGAUCCACACCCAUUUCAGUGCCACCUCUUUACACUGGGUUUUGUGUGCUAAAUGUGCACUUCUGUAUUAAUGCAAUACAGAAGGGCUGAAUCUAUGGAAGCUUGUUUCUGCCACAGGAUUAAAAAAAAAAAAUCUCAGUUCACUUU
Sinocyclocheilus anshuiensis is the source of this 6305-nucleotide messenger RNA. It is a transcript of the gene crocc, whose product is annotated as ciliary rootlet coiled-coil, rootletin. Bases 165 to 6161 code for a protein of 1998 amino acids. Lineage: Eukaryota; Metazoa; Chordata; Actinopteri; Cypriniformes; Cyprinidae. The record is from RefSeq and is a predicted model, not a curated record. The transcript is spliced from 37 exons.